This is a messenger RNA of Cyprinus carpio (common carp), 2953 nucleotides long. RefSeq lists its product as uncharacterized. NCBI's taxonomy places the organism in Eukaryota, Metazoa, Chordata, Actinopteri, Cypriniformes, Cyprinidae. Gene Ontology annotation, molecular function: DNA-binding transcription factor activity; RNA polymerase II cis-regulatory region sequence-specific DNA binding. The record is from RefSeq and is a predicted model, not a curated record. Gene Ontology annotation, biological process: regulation of transcription by RNA polymerase II.
AGAAUAAAACACGAGGAACCAGAAACCUGCAGAAUAAAACAAGAAGAACAAGGAGAGUUUAUUGAAGAAAGCGAGGAGAACGAGGUACUGAGUAAAGAUAAGGAGAAACAUCAUGACAAAAAUGGAGAAAAACCUUGGUCUCAAACCAAACAGAAAGAUUUAGAGAAAAGAAGCUAUAAAUUUUUCACCUGUCCUCAAUGUGGAAAGAGUUUCACAAGAAAAAAUAGUUAUGUGCUUCACAUGAGAGUUCAUACUGGAGAGAAACCGUACACAUGUGAUCAGUGUGGGAAGAGUUUCACACGAUCAGCAUACCUUAAAUAUCACAUGAACAUCCACACUGGAGAGAAACCAUACAAGUGUUCACACUGUGACAAGAGAUGCAGUUUGUUAAGAGACAUAAAAAGACAUGAGAGGAUCCACACAGGAGAGAAACCGUACACAUGUGAUCAGUGUGGGAGGAGUUUCACACAAUUAGGACACCUUAAACAUCACAUGAACAUCCACACUGGAGAGAAACCAUACAAGUGUUCACACUGUGACAAGAGAUUCAGUCGGAUAGGAGCCAUAAAAACACAUGAGAGGAUCCACACAGGAGAGAAACCGUACACAUGUGAUCAGUGUGGGAAGAGUUUCACACGAUCAGCAUACCUUAAACAUCACAUGAACAUCCACACUGGAGAGAAACCAUACGAGUGUUCACACUGUGACAAGAGAUUCAGUUUGUUAAGAGACAUAAAAAGACAUGAGAGGAUCCACACAGGAGAGAAACCGUACACAUGUGAUCAGUGUGGGAAAAGUUUCACACGAUCAGGAACGCUUAAAUAUCACAUGGACAUGCACACUGGAGAGAAACCAUACAAGUGUUCAUACUGUGACAAGAGAUUCUGUCGGUCAGGAGAAAUAAAAAUACAUGAGAGGACCCACACUAGAGAGAAACCUUACACAUGUGAUCAGUGUGGGAAAAGUUUCACACGAUCAGGAACGCUUAAAUAUCACAUGGACAUCCACACUGGAGAGAAACCAUACAAGUGUUCAUACUGUGACAAGAGAUUUAGUCGGUCAGGGGACCUAAAAACACAUGAAAGGAUCCACACUGGAGAGAAACCUUACACAUGUGAUCAGUGCGGGAAGAGUUACACACGAUUAUUAUGCCUUAAGAAACACAUGAACAUCCACACUGGAAAGGAACCUUAUAAGUGUUCACACUGUGACAAGAGAUUCGGUCUUUUAUCACAUCUGAAAACACAUGAGAGGAUCCACACUGGAGAGAGACCAUAUCACUGCACUGAUUGUGGGAAGUGUUUCAAACAUUCAUCAUCUUUACACAGUCAUACAAAAAAAACUAUCACAUUGAUUGAAGAAAACAAGGAGCAAAAGGAAUCAAGUGAAGUCGAGGAGAAAAAUCAUGUCAAAACUGGAGACAAAAUUUAGGGUUGCUCUCAAACCAAAUUGAAAGAAAAGAAGAGCCAAGAAAUCUUUCACCUGCACCCUGUGUGGAAAGAGUUUGACAAACAAAAGUCUUGAGCAUCACUUGAGAGUUUAUACUGGAGAGAAGCUGCAUGCAUGUGAUCAGUGCAGCAAAACGUUUUUGUGGGCUUCAGUUCUGAAGAAACACCUGAAAAGGAGAAGCCACAUUCAUGUAAUUUGUGUUGCAACAGUUUUUUUGUGUCUACAAAAUUUUAAGUAGGUCAGAAAAUACAUACUGCUGUGAGAAGAGUACAUGUGCUUUGAGUGUGACAUCAACAAGACCAGCAGAUUCAGAUCAUUUCCAUUUAAUCAUUUAGCAGACGCUUUUAUACAAAACGACUUACAAAUGAGAACAAUAGAAGCAAUCAGAUCAACGAGAACAACAACAGUAUACAAGUGCUAUGACAAGUCUCAGUUAGUCUAACACAGAACCCGUAGCUAAGGUUUUUUUUUUUUUAAGAAUAUGAUAAACAAGAAAAGGUGAGUGCUAGUAUUAGUUGGUCAAGUGCCGGAGAAAAAGUUUAGUCUUUAGAGUAAAGACUCAGCUGUUCGAAUUGAGACUGGGAGGUCAUUCCACCAGCUGGGCGCAGUCCAGGAAAAGGUCAGUGAGAGUGAUUUUGAACCUCUUUGGGAUGGUUCAAAUCAAACUCAGAUCAGUUCAGAUCAACUCAAGUUGAACUUUGAGUUCAGAUCAACUCAGAGAUGGAGUUCCUCCCCAAAGAACAAUGUCACAAAGUUUUAUUGUUGUAUAUCAGUAUGUUUCAUGAUUAUGAUGUCAUUGUGCUUUUUUAUGAGUUUCAUUUAAUUAAUGUUCAGUUCAUUCUUAUAAUGCAUAUCACUUGUAGUUUGCUUACGUUUUCACGAAGGAAAGUAGAAGCUAUUACAAACUGUUCUGCUGAAGAAGAGGCUGUAACACCUUUAAGAGACACCAUUUUUUAAUUAAUUCUUCCUUGUUAUUUUUAAAACAAGUUAUUCUUCUUUGGUAUAUUUAGAAAACGCAGGUGCGAUAUAUACUGUCAUGUAGAUUUGCAAUUGAUCCUUAUUUGCUUCUCUUUCCGUAGGAAUGAAUGUUUGAACUCAAUAAUGAGCCCUGGGGCUAAAAUAUGAAAGACUGUGAUAUCAGCUCUAAUGUUAACUGUUCUGAUUUUGGUGCUGGGGAAAUGAAGGAAAUACACUUACAAUUUAUUAUUGGUAUAUAAAUAUUAUCAAGCUGACUGUAUCUUGCAAACUGUUUCUACAUGUGAUAAUAUCCAGAUAUCUGUCUGCGAUGCGUUUUAAUUUUUUUGCAAUCCAGAAGCAAGAUCUAUUGUACUUUAGGGCUGUGUGAUUAAUUAAAUUUUUGAUUGAGUUUGACUUCCGAGGAUUAUGAAAACAAGUUGUUUGACUUAAUGUGAUAUAUUAGAGACAAUUUCCAAAUACAUGUGUUUCAGAUAAAUGUUACACCAUAUUGCUGUUGCUGUUGUUCUUUCAGUGAGCGAAUUUAAAG